UCCCCCUUUUUCUUUACUUCUCUUCUACAGUUGACCAUUCGGAGCGGCGCAAGAAAGAAUGGCUUCCUUCAAUGAUGUUGAUCAUAAAAAGGAAUCUUCCAAGAGAGGCAGCUGAAUGGAGUGACAAAGAUGUUCUGGAUGCUGUGGCUAAGAUCUCUCACCUGCAAUUGGAUGGCGAAUCAAUCGAUGAGAUUGAUUUCACUCAGUUUAUUGAUGAAGAAAUCUUGACCAAUUUGUAUCUUCAGAAUAACAAAAUCAAACAACUCAACCACCUCGACAUCUUGUGCAACCUUCAGCUGCUUGAUUUGUCUAACAAUGAAAUUGAGUUUGUGGAGAAUAUAUCCAAACUUCAUCAGUUGGUGUUCCUUGAUUUAUCCAACAACUUCAUCAGCCAUGUUGACAUUGAUGAAUUCCCGCAAUCUUUGAUGAUUCUUCACCUGUCAGGUAAUCCAUGCUGUGACAAUCCUGAUUACAGAGGCAGAAUUAUCCAAGACUUACAAAAUCUGAAUGAAUUAGAUGGACAACCGGUCGGUAAAGAAGAACAACAGGAAUGUGGCUUUGUCAUCACUCGCAGUGAUGAUUCUGAUGAAAAUGAUGAUGCUGAUAAAUCUACUAAAGUUUCUAACAUUCUAGAGAAAUACACAUGUACCAACAAAGAAAGCAAAGAUUCAAGAAUUGACUCCUUGGACCAAUUACCUGAUAAGGAAUUACAGUUACAUGGAAACAAUGAGACAGAUCAGGAAGCGCCAACAUCACAAGGAUUCCUUAACAGUAUUGAUACAUCAUGAAGAGAUUGUAGCAGUGUUGUCUUUUAACAAACCGUUUUUUAAAAAUAAAUAAAGUUUUCAACAUCAGUA
Molecule: messenger RNA, 857 nt
Organism: Octopus sinensis (East Asian common octopus)
Lineage: Eukaryota; Metazoa; Mollusca; Cephalopoda; Octopoda; Octopodidae
Product: leucine-rich repeat-containing protein 46
Exons: 6
Coding region: 72-788 (238 amino acids)
Molecular function (GO): protein binding
Source: RefSeq, a predicted model, not a curated record